This is a messenger RNA of Amblyraja radiata (thorny skate), 1674 nucleotides long. It is a transcript of the gene mdfi, whose product is annotated as MyoD family inhibitor. The coding region runs from base 399 to 1172 and encodes 257 amino acids. The record is from RefSeq and is a predicted model, not a curated record. The transcript has 4 exons. Lineage: Eukaryota; Metazoa; Chordata; Chondrichthyes; Rajiformes; Rajidae.
AGAGGGAGAGGCAGGGGAGGGGGAGAGAGGUUUGGAGAGCAGUCACCGAGGAACAAACUCGUCUAACAAACUGAAGAAUCCCGCGGAGUCCAGGAAAGUUUGGAGAGAAAAUAGUUGCAGAUAUUUUUUAAAGUUUUAAAAGUUGAAGACAAUUCCGAACUUCUGAAUUCUGGACUUUAAGAAUCUUUACUUUCUUGCUUCAGUCCGGUCGAUCGGGUUUGCAACAUUUGUUUAACAAAAGACGUGCCUAAUUCAAAAGAGGAGCGAGAAGGUUUCAGGAAAGCUUGUGCAGAUGGUCAACUUGCUGAGCGAGGCGGCGUUAAACGGACGGGCGCUGGUGGCUGCCGCUUCAUCCCUUCCUUCACCCAGCUCCGUCUCCAAACGCAACCCAUGUCUCAAUGUCUCUAACUAAUGGCAAGGGCUGCCCUCAGCGCGGAGCGGCGGCGCUGGGACCCUCGCAUACCCGCCACACAGGCAAUGGAAGUGAAGACAGAGAGGACCAGGUACUGUUGAGAGAGGACACUGCACCAUUUGACGAGCAGGAGAUGGAGAAGAAGACUGGGAGUCUCACCUCACCAGCAGAUACCGUAACGUGUCAACCCCAGGCUGCUCCUUCAACAAGCUCCAUCACACCGGGAAAUGGUGCUCUGACCACGGUACCGUCACCAAACGCCACGGGACAGGACUCGCAGCCGAACAGCUCCACCACCACAGCCGCUGACAGGCCACACAACCCGGCUCCUCUCUCACCGCUCGGAGCCAGGGUGCAGGGCAGCAACGUGGUGUGCUCCACACCCUCCAUCUCUCAUGGCAAGCACGGCAAACUGCAGUCCUUCCCCUCCAUCAACAGCCACAGCAGCAAGAAGAGCAAGUCCAGCUCCCGAUCCACAGCAUCACAGAUCCCUUCUGACGCAGAGCAAGACUGCUGUGUGCACUGUAUCCUGGCCUGCCUCUUCUGCCAGUUCCUCACACUGUGCAACAUCGUGCUGGACUGUGCCACAUGUGGAUCGUGUAGCACCGACACCUCGUGCUGCUUCUGCUGCGGCUCUGAGGAGUGUGCGGCUUGCGACCUGCCCUGCGACCUGGACUGCGGCAUUGUGGACGCUUGCUGUGAGUCAGCCGACUGCCUGGAGAUAUGCAUGGAGUGCUGCGGUCUCUGCUUCUCCUCCUAAAUGUGAAUCCUGGGGGAGCCCGCACUUUGGCCUUGCAGAGGCUAGAGCUGCACCCUUGGUGGGUGAGGAAGCCUCCCGGGUCCCCACCACCAGCGAGGAGCGGUCCGCAAAUCUCUUUGACCCAAGACAGACACACGGUGGUGAAGACAGAAAGAUGAAGGGAUGUGGUAGUGAUGUUAGUGACCGCUACUUCAGUCUUUGUUUGCAGGGUGGAAGAUUUGUCAAAUGCUCAAACUCUACAAUCAAUCUUCAAAGCUCUUUGUCAACACACCUGUUGAAAUAUUCCUUGGAUAAUCUCGUGGAAUCCACACUUCUUUUCAAGGGGCAGGAUCCUGGUGUUUCCAGUUUGGAGGUGGAGCACUGAAGAAGGUUUUGUGGGUGGAUGGUUGUUGAGGGCAAGCCAGUCACCGCGAGUGAGAACUCGUAAAGAACUGCAGGUGUUUAAGAAGGAACCGCAGAUGCUGAAAAAUCGAAGGUGGACAAAAGUGCUGGAGAAACUCAG